AUGGAAUUUUCUGAAUCCGACGUCGACCGGUUGACUUUUGAGUCGACUCAAAAGUCAUCUUCCGAUGUGGACCGGUUGACCGUUGAGAAAUCCCGCGAAACCAUCUUCACGUGCACGCUGUGCAAACUCGAAGCGCGUUACGACUAUCUGGGCCGGCGGCCGCCAUUCGCGCCGCAGAUCGCGUUCCUAGAGGACGGCUACAUCUGCCGUGAUCCAUUCGAGUCCAGCUCGUCCCUUCCGACUCGGAGUCGGCCGCUCUUCCUCGGAUCCUUCUGCUCCCUCUGCCGCGCCCCCGUGUGCUCCUCGCCUGCUUGCAGUUUCUUCUUCUCGCAGCGCUUCUGCCUGCCCUGCGCUCGCCGCAACGCGUCCGCCUUCUGCCCCGAAGCACAGGCCGAGCUCCUCAGAGCUCUCGGGGCGAAAGCCUGA
Messenger RNA from Closterium sp. Yama58-4, 426 nucleotides. The record is from the annotation of a GenBank genome assembly. NCBI's taxonomy places the organism in Eukaryota, Viridiplantae, Streptophyta, Zygnematophyceae, Desmidiales, Closteriaceae.